CGAGGGAAGCAGCAGUUGCUCUUCAAGUCUCCUUCAGGUUGAAGCAGUGCAUGUAAAUGUGAAAAGGAAGGAAGCCGUGCUCUCUACGUUACCCUAUAAAGUCUGCCACUUCCUCAGGCUGACCACUCCGGCAGCGCAAUAAGCCAGAAGUUCCAGAAGACGAAAGAGACGAUCUGAGGGUUGGGCCCAGUGAGGGGGAGGACUAAAGAGGAGGGGAGGAGGAGACAGGAGUGAAAAAAGAAAACGGUGAAGCAGAGAGGAGGACAGACAGCGAGAGGAGGACCUGUGACAGUGACAGAAGACCUGAACCAGUAUUUCUUUCUUCUUUUUUUUUUAUUCAAAAACAUGGAUUUAAGUUUGCUUCAAGUUAUGGAGAGAGAGAGCAUCCUGGAGGUUCUUCGGAGAGACAAACAGAUGCGAGCAAUCGAAGAAGACAGGAUCAGGAGGAUGAAAUAUGACCUGCAGGAGCUCCGAAGGAAGGGUGCAAAGAGCUAUGCCCGGCAGUACGGUGAGCGGACCUGCGCCCGCUGCCAGAGGCCGCUGGGAAAGUUCUGGAACUCUGGCGCAGUCUGCCGCGGCUGCAGCCACCGCAUCUGCAACAAGUGUCGUGUGGGAGCAGCGAUCUGGAAGUGCACGGUCUGCCACGCGUACAGGGAUGUAAAAAUCAAGUCCGGAGAAUGGUUUCUAGAAGAAAAGUCAAAGAAAUUUCCAGUCAACACAGACAAAUAUGAGACGGUUGGGGAGAAACUAUUGAAGACCUACAAUGUGCUGAGUCAUAUAUCCAUUGUGCCACCCACUCCUCCACCGCACUUGGAUUAUCACUUCCUGAGCAGAUCUGGGGAUUGGAAAAACUCAAAGCCUUUCACCAAAUCUGUGGAAAAUCUAAUGGUUUCCUUCACGAGUCACAUUAAAAAGAUUUCCAAUUCUCAAAACGACGUCCGUGAAGAUCUGCUGAAAGUCGACAACAGAUGGAGAGGCUCGAGCUUCACCCACUCCACCCAAAAGAGCCUGUCCGACACAGACAUAAACAAAUCGAGCACGCUCUUCAAAGUCCCAAGUCUUCCAAACCUGUUCAAGAAAAGCAAAGACAGCGACCAGGAGGGCUCAUCCACCGGGGCAGAGGACGAGACUUCAUUCGGUUCUGAGUACUCUGGAGGGAAGAGAGGCAGCUGCAGCAGCACCAGCACAGAGUUCGGCUUUGAGAGCGUUUCUGUGACCGGAGAACUGGAGCUGGCUCUGGCCUUCAACACCAACACCUCCCGUCUGGAGAUCACAGUCGGCGCCUGCAGAAACCUGUCCUACGGAGACAGCAAGAAGAAGAAGUGUCACCCAUACGUGAAAAUCUACGUGCUGCCGGACAAGAGCUGCAAACUGAAGACGUCAGUGAAGAAGAACACGACUGAUCCGGUUUACAAUGAAGUUUUGAAGUAUGGCAUACAGCGCAACAUGCUCAUUGGAAAGAGGCUACAGGCGACUGUGUGGCAUUCAGGUACCCUGAAAAGGAAAGUUUUUCUUGGUGAAGUCCUCAUCCCUCUGGACGGCUGGAGAUUUGAAGACAAGGCAUUCCAGUGCUUCAACUGGUAUCCACUGUGUCCGAAGCCUGAGAGACAAAACGGAGGUGCUGCGGAUCAGGAGUAAGGAGAACUGCUGGCCGGAGUCAAGGCGUCUGACUGCGGGAGCCAGCAGAGAGCUCGUCCACAAGACGCCCAUUUCUAAAAAAAGGGAGACUGAAGUCAUCCACUGCUGCUCGUCCAGGACGUCACUCUGAACUUGGACCUGUGGGAUAAAAGCACCUCCUGCCUCUCUGAGGCACCAUAACGGGGACUUGAAUGGACCAAUAACAGCAGAGAUUCACCUUUGAACGUCCUCUGUGGAAACACUUUAUUGCUGUCUGUGAAGCAUCUACAAUCGUUAUGAAUGUAUACACCACCUCAAGCAAAGCAGUUGUGAUUAAUUAAUAGUUUUUUUGCAUUAUAGAACAGACUAUAAAAAAUCUAUUGCUUUAUAGAAACAUUAUUUAUGCUUGUUAUAUUUAUUUAGCUUUCUAUUUAUUUUUCUGCUAAACUCCUUGAAACGUGAAAAAAAUCCAGUUACGGCUCCAAGUCUGCUUAAUAAUUACUUCAUAAUAUCCUUUGUUGCAGUUUUAAGCUAAAGAAAGAUUGGAUAAGCCAGCUUCCUACCUAACAUACCGAUAUAUUUCUUUAUUAACUGCUUGUGGAUGCUUCAUAGUUGCAGAUGUUUAGCACGUACAAUUUUACUACUUUUUAAAUGUUAAACAGUUAAAGUGUUGCCACUUCCGUUCAAGGCCUCUCUGCUGACCUUCGGGGCUCCGUUUAGACCCAGUUUCCUCCUUAAUGCGAUGUUCUUCUGUCAGAGGAGAGCAAGCAACAAAACGUCCAUGCAAAUAAAAUUAGUGGAAGAGACGCUAAGCUAACGUUACUGACAAAUGAAAUCUGGAGCCACACCCGGCGGUGGAGCGGAAGCGGUUUGAGUCGCUUCAGAGACACACGCACUGACACACCACACAGCGGCUCUCCGAGUACAAAGACACCUUUCUUGUCUCUGUGGACGCGGCGUGUGAAAGCAGAAGAAGAAGAGGAGGAGGAAUAAGGAGGUUUCUGUGCUGGGAGCAGUGAUAUCACUGACCUGGAAUUCUGUUGACUCCGCGUUCUCCCGGCUCACCAUGGCAACUGGAGGCUCAACAGGUUAAGCGUGACGUCAGCUCGCCUGCGUCAACAGGUGGAGAAAUUGACGCCAGCAGCGGCACAGGCCGCAUACAGACUCAUUGUAUUUAUUUAUUUAUUUAUUUUUGUUUACAUCCAGCACUUUAAGACGCUCAGUUAGCAUUCAACUAUUUACAGUGUAUGUGUAGUACAGCUGUCAGAUAAUAAGUCAAUCAGCUUCCACGUGCAUGUGUGUUUUCGUUUUUUGUCAUUUUAUUUAUUCUGUCACACUGAAUUGCUUUUGUAAAAAUAAAAGUAUCUGAAUAUGAAUCAAAACAACGUGUGAGAGUCCUGACAUGCUGAUAUUAUAAAUAUAAAGCUCUACUUUUUGGAAAGCAUUUAUCUGUAACCAGUGUGUCUGACUUCAUUUUAGAGCUCAUCUUGAAAGGAAAUUUCUGCAUCAAGUUUCAUUUUCAAUUCAUUGAACAUCUGGUGAGUUCUUUUAUUCAAAAACACAAACAUCAAUCUCACAACAUCCCAAGCCAGAACCAGUCCCAAAUCCAUGGACUACCCUGGACUACCUUUUCAUACAGUUUGGCUUUAUAAUGCUCUGACAAAGCUAAGAUCAUCAGCGCCCAGCAUUCGUUGUUCGGGAGAACAUGAAAGUUGGUACAACCUCCAAGGCAAUCCAUCCUGUCAUCCUGGUCUGUCUUUAACACUGUAAA
Messenger RNA from Oreochromis niloticus (Nile tilapia), 3388 nucleotides. RefSeq names its product synaptotagmin-like 3 (gene sytl3). Gene Ontology annotation, cellular component: plasma membrane; exocytic vesicle. The transcript has 14 exons. The record is from RefSeq and is a predicted model, not a curated record. Gene Ontology annotation, molecular function: small GTPase binding; neurexin family protein binding. The coding region runs from base 346 to 1638 and encodes 430 amino acids. Gene Ontology annotation, biological process: exocytosis; intracellular protein transport. Lineage: Eukaryota; Metazoa; Chordata; Actinopteri; Cichliformes; Cichlidae.